AUGGCUCCCAUGAGUCUCCCUCCAGGAUUCAGGUUUCAUCCAACUGAUGAAGAGCUUGUUGCUUACUAUCUGGAUAGGAAAAUCACUGGUCACACAAUUGAGCUUGAAAUUAUCCCUGAGGUUGAUCUCUACAAAUGCGAGCCAUGGGAUUUACCAGAUAAAUCAUUUUUACCAAGCAAAGAUAUGGAGUGGUAUUUCUAUAGCCCAAGGGAUAAGAAGUACCCGAAUGGUUCAAGGACGAACAGGGCAACACGUGGCGGACACUGGAAAGCUACCGGAAAGGACAGGGCAAUACUGUCUCAGAAGAGGGCGGUUGGCUUGAAGAAGACAUUGGUUUAUUACAGAGGUAGGGCUCCUCGUGGUAUAAGAACUAACUGGGUAAUGCAUGAGUAUCGCCUGGUAGACUCAGUUUCUGCCACUGCUCCAUCAAGUUUAAAGGACUCUUAUGCUUUAUGUCGCAUCUUCAAGAAAAACAUACAAAUUCCUAAAACAAAAGAAGAGAAUAAUAAUGUAGAGAAAGAAGUGGGUCGCGUAUCAGAUGAACAAUUCUCUGGUGACAAUGCAAGUGGAACUGAAAUUUCAAGAGGGAGAGAAAUUGAAGUUGAAGUUGAAGAUGAGAAUGUCAAUACUUCCUCUUCGGAUGUCACUCAAGGAACACCCAAUGAAACUGGCAUGCGAGACCAUUAUCAACCUCCAUUUACCUCAGAUGAAUCCAACAGUUCAGCUAAUUUAUGUUCUCCUGCUGUGGAUUUCUCCGCGAACCUAAUUCAGGAAAUGCAGAUGCCAGGCUACACAAAUCUUCAUUUUCAGGUUCCAUAUCCACCAUUAGAGCUAGAAGACUUCCCACAGAUAAAUAUAUCAGAGACAAAGCCGUCCGAGGCAGAUAUUAUCGAUGAAUGCAUGAUGUAUGACAAGUACAGGGACUACAUGAACGGAUCGUUAUAA
Molecule: messenger RNA, 945 nt
Organism: Durio zibethinus
Lineage: Eukaryota; Viridiplantae; Streptophyta; Magnoliopsida; Malvales; Malvaceae
Product: NAC domain-containing protein 54-like
Biological process (GO): regulation of DNA-templated transcription
Molecular function (GO): DNA binding
Source: RefSeq, a predicted model, not a curated record